This is a messenger RNA of Oryzias melastigma (Indian medaka), 1445 nucleotides long. RefSeq names its product UBA-like domain containing 2 (gene ubald2). Gene Ontology annotation, molecular function: protein binding. The transcript is spliced from 3 exons. Lineage: Eukaryota; Metazoa; Chordata; Actinopteri; Beloniformes; Adrianichthyidae. Bases 152 to 673 code for a protein of 173 amino acids. The record is from RefSeq and is a predicted model, not a curated record.
GACAUGAAAAUAUUGUUGUUGGUGCUGAGGGCUGCGGCAGGAGGCGGACAGUCAGGCGGAGAUCUCCUGCGGUUGAUCUGAGGGGACAGUUUUGUUUUAUUUUUGCGUUUUUUGGGCACAUACGCAGCUUGGCGUUGCGGGGGACGCAGCCAUGUCGGUGAAUAUGGACGAACUCCGGCAUCAAGUGAUGAUCAACCAGUUUGUUUUGACGGCGGGCUGCGCCGCGGAUCAGGCGAAGCAGCUCCUGCAGGCGGCCCACUGGCAGUUUGAGACGGCGUUAAGCUCCUUCUUCCAGGAGGCCAACAUCCCCGGACACCACCAGAUGAUGUGCACCCCCAGGAACACCCCCGCCACGCCGCCCAACUUCCCGGACGCCAUCACCAUGUUCUCCAAGCUGCGGGCUUCGGAGUGCGGUGCCAGCAGCGGCCCCCCCUCGCAGGCGUCCAUGGCGUGCUCCCCCCCGGCCUCCUCAUCUUCAGCGGGCUUCAGCUCCUUCUGGGCCUCCUCGCCCCCCGGCCACCAGCCGUCCUGGCUGCCCCCGUCGUCCCCCACGGGCCACCACCUGCACCACCACUUCCACCACAUGCAACAGACUCCGCUGUGGCCCCCCGUGACUCAGCCCGCCGGCCCCCAGCAGCCCGCCGUCGUCUCUGCGCUCCACGCUCAGAGAUGAGGCUGACAAGAGGGGCGGCGGGGGUGGGACGGUCUUGAUGUACAGAAGAACAUGGAGGAGGGGGGACUUUCCUGCACCCCCGAGACUAUCAGCACUUAGACAAGCCCCUCCCCCACGUCUGUGCUUCACUUUUCCUGCUGCGGCACGUCGGACAGGAAGUCCGUCAGCAGUGGAGCGUCGGUGGAGCUCAGAACUUCCUGUUUGUCUCCACCUGGAACUUCUGAGGGUUUUUUUUGUUUCUUUUCCAGCUGUUCUUCCGGUUCUGACCCGAUAAUCCCGGUGAAGACCGGAACGGCUCGUGACGUUUGCAAUAAAGUGAUGGAGCUCCUGUAGGUUUGGAUGAGUCGGAGUGAACGGAACCAUAAAGUCCUCAGCAGAAUCCCACCUGGGCACGCUCUGGCGACGCCCUCAGCCACUCCUACCUCCGAGGCUCCGCCCUCGAGAACGUUUUCCUUCAGUCAAAGAUGUUGGUUUAUGAUCUGCUCACGGGUCCUUUCAGAUCAGUCAUUAUCUACCUGGUAAGGGGGGUGGGGUACACCUGGUCAGGUGAUCUGCACCAGCAGUUUGUGGUUCCAGAGGGGGAGCCUUGCUGGGGGGGUCAGAGGUCAGGAGUGGAUCCUCUGUCUUUACCUCAGCGGUUCUGAGCAGCUUUGAGGAGUGGAUCCUCCAUCGUCUGCAGUCCUCAGCCCCCCCGGACCCCCCAGUCCACCUCUGAAGGUUUCUGUUCUGCUGAAAUCUGUAUUUAUACGUUUAAUAAAGAGUUCCAGCUUCA